Molecule: messenger RNA, 774 nt
Organism: Gigantopelta aegis
Lineage: Eukaryota; Metazoa; Mollusca; Gastropoda; Neomphalida; Peltospiridae
Exons: 2
Coding region: 345-716 (123 amino acids)
Source: RefSeq, a predicted model, not a curated record
CAGUAUUAACACCAAUAGCGACGACGACUCUGACUCCAAACACAACAACAACCAGAAACUAGUGGCGGCCAUGAUGUGUUAAAUUUAUUGAUUUCUGUAAAAUCUGAUGCAAUUGCGAUAGAUCCUGUUUGUUUUAAUCGACUGUUAAUGAGCUAAUGCUGUUUGCGUUUAACAAAGAUGCAUUGUGUCAGAGAUACAUGGUUUGAUUAACAAAUGUUACCACACACAUUAUGUGUGAAAUCCUGCUUUAAUUUGUUCAAUAUAAUGAAUCCAGACAAAAGGCCACAUUAGUUUCACGGACACACACGAAGAAGACCGUACGAACGUUACCGAAGUGAAGAAGUAUGAGGGGACUGACUGUAUCUGUUUUGCUGUUACUGGUGGCAUUUGCUAUUCCAGCCACACAAGGAGCGAAAUACUGCAAAUGUUCCAUCAUUGAUGCGCAUGCUCCAGGCAUUGUGAUUCACACCUUCGAAAGGUAUCGGGUGUGUGGCUGGCUCUGUGGAUGCAAGCGCGCGCUAAGGGAGUGCGUGCAGAACUGUCAGCGACGCGUCAAAGAAUGGUAUUGCUAUGGCAACUGCAACAACCGUCCCGGCGUGCAAAUCCGAGGUCGUUACGAGGUCGGAAACAACCGAAGGCCUACACGAUGCGGUGCGGCCAAUCUCGUGGACAUCCGAGUGUGCGGCUCGACCACCUGUUGUGGCGCAGGGAAAUAAACAGGAAAUUGUUUUGACUCUCGAAAUUAAUUUAAAUUAUUAAAAGUUCCUCCAUUAA